Drosophila novamexicana is the source of this 1514-nucleotide messenger RNA. It is a transcript of the gene Tdh, whose product is annotated as L-threonine 3-dehydrogenase, mitochondrial. Gene Ontology annotation, biological process: L-threonine catabolic process. Lineage: Eukaryota; Metazoa; Arthropoda; Insecta; Diptera; Drosophilidae. The transcript has 6 exons. The coding region runs from base 60 to 1136 and encodes 358 amino acids. The record is from RefSeq and is a predicted model, not a curated record. Gene Ontology annotation, molecular function: L-threonine 3-dehydrogenase activity.
ACGCGGCGCGUCUAGGAAUACUAGCUCCAGCCUAAAAUAUUCCCAAAUCCUUCGCAACCAUGUGGCGCAAGUGCCUGAGCAGCCUGGUGGCCAGUCAGCGCCAGGUGCAGCCAAUGCUGCGGCUGAUGCAUCAUCAUCCCAAUCAGGCGCCCGCCACCAGACCGCCAAAAAUUCUAAUCACGGGUGGUCUCGGCCAGCUGGGCAUUGAGUGCGCCAAGUUGUUGCGCUCCCAGUACGGCAGCGAGAGCGUCAUACUCUCGGAUAUUAUCAAGCCCAGCCAGGCGGUGCUGGAGAACGGGCCCUACAUAUUCGCCGAUAUUCUGGACUUUAAGGGUCUGCAGAAGAUUGUCGUUAAUCAUCGCAUCGAUUGGCUGAUACACUUCUCGGCGCUGCUCAGUGCUGUCGGUGAACAAAAUGUGCCCCUGGCUGUGAGGGUCAACAUUGAGGGCGUGCACAAUGUUAUUGAGCUGGCCAAACAGUAUAAGCUGCGCAUCUUCGUGCCCAGCACUAUUGGCGCCUUUGGGCCCGAUAGUCCCCGUAAUCCCACACCGAACGUAACGAUACAAAGACCGCGCACCAUCUACGGCGUUUCGAAGGUGCACGCCGAGUUAAUUGGUGAAUAUUAUUAUCACAAAUUCGGGCUGGAUUUUAGAUGUCUGCGUUUCCCGGGCGUCAUUUCCAGCGAUCCGCCAGGCGGCGGCACGACGGACUAUGCGGUUGCCGUCUUUCAUGAGGCACUGCGUCAUGGCAAAUACACGUGCUACCUGAAACCCGACACACGCCUGCCCAUGAUGUACAUUGAGGAUUGCUUGCGAGCUCUCCUGGAGUUUAUGCGCGCACCCAACGAGCAGCUUAAGCGACGUGUCUACAAUGUGACAGCCAUGUCCUUUACGCCCGAGGAGCUCGUCGAUAAGCUGAGCAAGCAUGUGCCCCAUUUGCAUGUGACUUACAAGCCGGAUAGUCGACAGCUGAUAGCUGAUUCUUGGCCGCAGGUGUUCGAUGAUUCGGAUGCGCGACGUGACUGGCACUGGAAGCACAAAUAUGAUUUGAACAAUCUGGUCGAUUUCAUGGUCAAGGAUGUGCAGGAGAACUAUAUCAACGUGGAGAACGGAGAACGUCAAACGAUCAAGAUCUAAGAUGCGCACACAGCAGCUGGGAAACUGCAACUAAAUAGUAUUCCACACAAUCGAAUGAGAUUCAAAUGGCAUUUAAAAGCAUUUUUAUGUACAAUUUGUUCAAUUCUUAUCUACCCUAUGGGAAAAUAUACAUCAUGAACCAACAAUCAUUUGAACGUAUUCAUUUCAAAAUUUUCUUAGAUACUUUGGUUUAAUCUAAGUUUUAAAUUUGCUGCACAGCAGAAAAACUUUUCGUAGAAAACAACAUUUAUUCGAGGCUUACUUCGAUUCAUGAGAAUCGCAGAGUAAGGCUUUAUAUAAAAAUACGUUUUUCUUUUAAAUUGCAGCACAGCAAUUUAGCCUGGUCUGUGCUCACAUACGCACAUGUAUAUACUUAAA